This is a messenger RNA of Rhagoletis pomonella (apple maggot), 4979 nucleotides long. RefSeq lists its product as uncharacterized. The transcript has 8 exons. The record is from RefSeq and is a predicted model, not a curated record. NCBI's taxonomy places the organism in Eukaryota, Metazoa, Arthropoda, Insecta, Diptera, Tephritidae. The coding region runs from base 2168 to 4126 and encodes 652 amino acids.
UUAUAUAUUCACUCUUUAAAACUAUAACUAACUGUGCAUUUAAUUUAAUAUACUAAAAAUAAAAAAAAAAUACUGAAGUAAAGCUUUGAAGAAAAUUAACACCAAAUGUGCCAGCAAUAAUCCCAAGUGUGUUGCACAGUCAAAUAUUGACAGCUGUCACCUGUCGCAAAGUCGUGGAAGUUGUCGGUGUUGCAGCUGCUGCCAACAGUGUUGUCACCGCCUGCACCAACGAACCAACUACCCCCACCUAUCUUCUCUGCGCCGAACACUAUUUGUUAGUUGUUGCAUAUUUUUGCCGGUAACUCGAGUAAGUACUCAAACAUUCGUAUUACACGUUGUAUCUCCAGCAUCCGGUCAGACCCCCUCGGCGUACAUUCAGCCAGUCAGCUGGGAAACAGUACCGCAGUAUCGGUUUGUGUUUGUGUCUCGUUGUGCUUCAUUUUACGUUGCAGUUGUUGAAUUUAAUCCACAACAUUGUAAAUUAUAUAAAAACUCAAAAAAGGAAGCAGAAACUACUUACAACAAGUAUGCGAAUAAAUUUAUUACAAUUCAUCAACCUCAAGUGAGCAACAAAAAACAAAAGCAAAAAAGUUAAUUAUCAUAUUCGCCAGAGUCGCAUUGCGCUCACCCGGCCCUUCGUCGGCUCUGUUUUCGGUUAAUUUGUUGUGACGGCUGCACUGCGGUGCCAACGAGACAGACGCCUGAGGCCAAAGUUGGUUACUUUUGCCCUUAUCAGCGGAUCGAAGGCCACAAAUGGAAAUUACUAUAGCUAGCAAAUGUGGUUUAAAGUGAAGAAUUAAUGUCGAAAUUUGCGUUAAAUUGUGCAAGUGUUGAGUGGUGAACGAUAAGAAAGAAUUGUUUAAGAGCAAAUUACUCACAAGUGUACAGAAAUACAUACCUACUUUUACGAUAAUAUUAAUGUUAAAUGUCAGUGUAUUUAUACAUAUUUUAGCAGUAAAAUCAAAACCAAAUAAGUGUAUUUUAAGAAAUAAUUUCCUGGAAAGCAGCAAGUAUUUCACGACACUUUGAUGAAUAGGAGCACGUAAAUGGGAUAAGAGUUUAGAAUUUCCAAAGAGUCGACCGACGACUACGACGACGUGUUGGGCCACUGCACCCGCUGUCUACAGCAAGAAGCCAACGAGCGAGCGAGCACCAGCCGCACAAUUGAAGAAGACGCGCCACUAAAAUCCAUAAAGGCACAAGUGUUUUUUUCGGUGGGCGCAGCAAAGGGAGCGAGAAAUUCGAGCAGCCGCAAAGUGUAGGGGACGAAGAGGCGCGUGAACAAACAAAUAGAGUCGCAGUCAAAAUAAAAAUUCUUCAUGAAGAAAAAAGUAUUUAUAAGCAAAUAAAUCGAAUGGCAGAGCGCCUGCAGUCGCCGCAAUCCGGGUAAACAAAGCACAAACUUCGACUUCACAGCUGGUUAUUGCUGAAUUUGAUAUUCUGACAUUGGGAGCAGACGGCGCGAACUAGAGCCAUUGCCGUUGCUUGUUGCUUGCUGUAAGCGUAAAUGCGUGCGUGAGUGCGCGUGUUAUCGAAAAUUUGCUAACUCCUUUGCAGGCACUGCCACUUUGCAUAUGUAGGCGAGUGGGCUGUGGGCCGCUGCAACCGCGAGCGUUUCGACAACGACGACGUUAAUGAUGCAAAGGCAUAUAAAAUUCAACCAAAGCAAUUUGUACUUGAAAAUCGCGCGCGAGUAAAAUCCGUGAAAUUGAAUUCGUGCCUAUCAGUCGAAAGAUGUUGAGAAGAAGAAGAAGAGAUGCGCGUAUAUCCGCCGGUUAGUUCUCAGUUGCAAGUACAUAUAUGUAAUUAUAUAGUGAAAAAUCUAACUUAUUACAUCGCGCGAGUUGUUAAAACGAAUUGAAAUUGUUUCGUGAUUCGCUUAGUGAUUAUGUGCAGCCGCGCCAGCAACAACAAAAGCAAUACUAUUCGAGGUGAUUACAUAGAAAAGUAGUCCUACGUGCAAUUAGCCAUUGGUCGUGGCGGAAAUUUAGAAGAAAACUAAUUUUUUUUACUAAUCGAUCGGGCGCGCGUAACAAAAUAAAAACGCGCGAAAUAGAAAGAAUUGAAUUGGUAGCAGCGCAUAAUUGGCAAAAACGGCCGACCGGAAAGUUAAGAAGGCACCGAGGCGAGGCACAGGAAGAGCACAAGCAGCAAUAGCCCCAGCACGAUGUUGGCCGGCAUAAGGAAGCGUUUGGCGCGCAAAACGCUUGACAUAAAAGAAGAAGAUGAUGAAAAAGACGACAUACAGGCCUUUUCGCCACCAACGAAUUAUAUAACAAUAUCUCAAGGAAAAAUUCAGCUAGUACACCAACAGCGAUCGCAGGAUAGUGAUAUAUCCGAUGCACAAAGUCGCAAAGAUCGGAGUCAUUGCGUGUCGCCGACUUUCGAGAAGGAGCUUCGUGAACAAUUGGAUAACAUGAAUCGUGUGAUAAAAUCAAAAGAACGUAAGCAAAAACAAACAUGUCCGGGGCACAAAACACUACAGACCCGCAUAACCCACCAAGAAAGUCUCUUACGUUCUAUGCAACAGGAGAAUUAUACGCUGAAACGUAGCAUACGUCACUAUGAGCGCUGUUUAGACGAUGUUAUGCGAAAAGUGGUGGACGCCAUUGUCGCCGAAGAUAUACUCCGCGAGGAGGUCACCAUGCUUAAGAAUCGUGUACGCGACUUGGAAGCGCAAAACGCUGCGCUUUCAGCCAGUCCUGCCAAGGGACGCGACGAAGGUUAUUGUACAAUGAGCAGUGGGCAGCCGCAGCCGUCGAAUGGGCAUCUGGAAGAUUUGCCAGAAGAGCCGGAGCAAUGGCUGUUACCCGCCGAACCGUGUUCGACUGAAAUGGAAGACUGGAGCAUGUCGCAAGAGGAGUUGCCCGUAGUGACGCUGGACGAUGAGCAUCAAAACCUGCGCGGCGGGCGUUUGAUAACAAACCUACGAAGGCCAAACGGUGAAAAUGAUUGGAUAUGGAACUCGAAUGAUUUCCUAACUUCUACUACGGCGGAAACGGACUCUGAGUCAGAGGCGAUCUCGCAAUUGUUGCAACAAAAGAUCGUUUACUCCGAAGAUGAAGACAUUGCGCGCACUGAGUUCACCAACGAGUUCUACAAGCUGGUCGAUAUACGUUCUGCCUCGGCGCGCAGUCUAUUUUCCUACAUAGAAGGCGAGACAGACGAUGAGGAUGACGACGAUGAGGAUGCAGCGUCCAGCCUGUCUGAACGACGCGUGCGCCUGCGCUGCAAGCCAACGCUAAAUGGCAACAGACUGAAAGCGCCCAGCCCAACGCCAAGCGAAGCGGGACGUGCGCAAGUGACCAGCUGCUCAUCCAGCGAAUCAGACGAACACUCGCCUUGCACGGCGACGCAACACGAACUGAAUGGCAGUGUAGUCGAAGGCAGCAUCGAAGAGGAGAUGGACACACAGUUGUGUGGCAACGAAAACAGUGAUAUCGAAAUCGAAGACAUACAACUAGAACCAGAGGUGUUGCACAAGCUUAACGAGCAAGAAUGCAUUGAAGCAAUAAUACGCACGGAACUGCGUAGACCCGUAGUAGCUGCAGCGGCAGCGCAUCCAAUGGUCAAAUCUAAAUCGAUGAUGCACAAAACCGAAAGCGAGCUAAAUGGUCUCAAUGGACUGCUGCGAAACGGUGCAACGGUCGUAGACGGCAACAAUGGCAGGCCGCCGCGUGUGGUGCGCAGCGAAAGUGUUGGCGGCAGUCCCAGCAGCAGUGGCAGUAGCGGCGGCAGUGGAGGUAGUGGUAUGAGUCGUGGUUCUGUGAGUGCGCACAAAUUGCAGCAGCGAUCUGUCAACUCUUGGCGCAAAAGCAGCGGUUGGAAGCGCGUCGUGACGCCGACUAGUUCGCCCACAGCGCCGUUGUCACCGAAAAAGGAAGUGAAAACGGAGAUUGUGCGCAACGGUGUCAGCGCAACGCCAAAAAUACCGCCAACGCGUAUACCAACCAGCGUACAACAGCAAUUGUCGCCGCCAUCGCCCAAGCAAAACCAAAGCGCGCCAAUACAAUUUGGUGAAACGCAACAACAGCAGCAGCAGCAGCAGCUAUUGCAACAACAACAACCGAUACGAAAAUCGAAAAUUCCUCCACCAGUUCCCGUGCGACGUUCUUAUGCGAGCUAAAAAACAGAAAUGCAAGGCUACAUAAUGAUAAUAAAAUUAAGUAUUGAUGAUGUUAUAAAACGAUAUAUACCGUUACGGUUUAAACGAAUCCCAAAAGUUAAUUAAUUUAAGCAAAAUUAUUAAAAAAGACUUAUAUGUGAUAUUUGAGCGAAGAAAAAGAACGCAAAAUAGAUGUAAAAAGGUAAACAAACAGCACCGCAGAAAACGCAAACAUAUUGCUGAAUCGAAGUGUGGAAGAAACAUAAACGUAACACCAAAAUAUAAACUGCCUAAUCUACAAAAAAAAAAUAUAACAAAAUAACCAUAACACUAUUAAAUUAACAUUUACUUAUUAUUAACAUUUUGGCACAAAAAUAAAAUCAGGUAUAACUUUUGCAGCGUUUGUAAAAAUUACUAGCCACUCAAAAAUUUACGAAAAUUGUAAAAUGUAAAUUUACACUGCCUGCAAAAUGUCUGUACUACAAGUUAUUAAACGUAUUUUAUAGUUUGGCAAUCAACUAAAGAUUUGAUAUACUUACAUAUUUAUAAGUAUGUAUAUAUGUACAUACACAUGUAAAUUCAUAUACAUACGUAUAUGUAUAUGUAGAUCGUACUUUAGAUUAGUGGUUUCUACUAUUUUCACCACACUCCCCCUACUGGUGGGGAGUGCUCACAUUUGGUUGCAGAAUAGCGAAAGCCAGCGGAGUAACAAAUACAACUUCCAACUCACACAAAUACUUAUCAGUUUAUUCCAAAAUCGUUUGUUAUAUGCUGGAACACGGGAUAGUAUGCCAAGUGGAAGCGACUCGUUGGUUAUAUUCGAAGCGAAAUUACUAUUGAAUAAGUAUUGUAUGCAGAAAUACAAAGUUUGAUG